AUGGCGUCCGCCUCGACUUCCACGUCCCGGGAGGACCCCUACACCCAAUGGACACGCAUAACUGAUGAUGAACUCACGACCGACAAUGUGGAACAACUCCUUAAACCUGUCCGCGAUGACUUCUGGGCUGCUGCUGCUUGUGUCGACCGCAUUGUGGAGGACCCGACCGUGCAACGGUCAUUGCUCGACCUUGGAAUAGAGAGGACACAACCUGCCUUAGAACGUAGCCGAAGGGCACACCAGAGUCCACUUGAUGACGAUGAAGAUGAAGGGUCGGAGGACGCGCGGAUCGAGGAGCAGAAACGGCAUGAGUCUUUGGUCUCUCACUUCCAGGACGAGCCGGCGGACGCACAGCUCUGCCGCAUACGCGCCGUCCUUUUACAUCGUCUUGACAGGUUAAACACGUUUGUCCAGAUAUGUAAGGAAGCUCCAGCGAACGAGGAAGAUUCUGGUCCUGGGACAGACGACGAAUGGGAAGAUGAUCCUUGGGCGGUCGAGGCUACCACGAACUCCUCGGAGAAGGCUCCGCCAUCCACACCCGGGAAGUCACCAUUACCUCUAUCCAUAUUCCUGACAGCCAGCCUCUUGGAUAUCUCAUGCCUACUCGCGUCACAGGAGCUCUUUGCAGCCCUCUGCAUUGUCGUGACGCGACAUGGACCGGAACUAUGGCCGUACCGGUUUGCCAUUCUCGAAAGUGUUCCGGAGCACGCACUCGCUUCAGAAUUCCGAGACAUACUCCCAGCUUACGACCUUUCGAUCGAACUCGAACAGAAGACAGAGUUCCAAUCCUGGAGGUCUGAAGCUGAUUUCUCCGAGAAUCCGACCGUACAAGCGGCCCUAACAGGAUCCGGUGUACCUCUGGAUAUUGAGGCCCCUUCACAAAUUUCGAGUAUUCCCCCCCGUCCAGACCCAUUGACAUCGGAUGAACUUGCCAAAUGGUACCAGAAUCGUAUCGACCUCAUCAUCUCAUCGACGGGGAUGGUGGAUGUUGCUCUUUCGUUAGUGCAACAUGCCGCAUCGCAGGGCGUCCCUCAACUUGAUUCCCUCGGAGAGGAGCUCAGUCUACUCUCUCGCCUAGUGUAUGAUACACAUACUUCUGACAAGGAUACCGAUUGGACAAUCGCCAGUUGGAAGUCCAUGAAUCCUGCAGAAGUCGUAUGUGCCUAUCUCGCUAAUUCGAAACCCGAAACAAUUGCGAACGAUAUCAGCAGACUCGUUAUGCCCUACCUUUUCGUUCUGGAAUCGCGCGCAGAGCGUGCGGGUCAUCCAGACCCUUCCCUUCCCAACCGGCUACUCUACGACUUCAUUCUGGGAUCACCCCUCGAGAUCGUCGCAGCCAUAUUCGAAGCGUCCAAGCCGACACUACCACCUCCACAACGUGUGAUACGAAACGACGAGGAUAUGGCGCGCAUUGCGUUGGCAUGCUUGUAUGGCAGUGAUAGUCUAGAAGAAUGGCCGACAAUGAGUCGUAUAUUCGAGUGUCUUCCUGCAUGGGACACGCCGGAGGAUGAGGAUGAAGCAGAGGCAGCGGAUACCACCAUCGCAUCGCUAGGUGAUUUUGUCGUACCCUCGACCUCUCGUCCUCGCUGCACUCCCACCGACCUCAUGCUUUUCUUCAAACCUCUACCGUCAUCAUCUUUAUCCCAUGCUCUUGACGUUCUUGAUGUGCACCUUGAAUCAGGCGAGAUACUUUCGAGGUGGAGCGUGCCGGCACCGUUACGAUGGUUCCUGCGGAGUAACCAAGAUAUAGCCGAGCAGCGAUCCUGGGCGAACAGGAUGGCACGCCGAGCUGGUGGGUCACAAGACAAACUCGAAUCUCAGGAAGAUUGGGAAUGGUUGCUUGAAGAUAUGCUGAAAUUAUCGGAAUCUGGAGAUAGUGGAUCGAGAAGCGCUUUCUGUCUGCUUUCGAGGGACGACAUCAUUCGCAUCUUUUUCAGCGGUUUGCUGAGCACAGCUAAGUUCGACAUUGCGAAGGCACUGUUGCGUUCGUCAACCGUCCACUUGUUGUUGGACCCCCAUGUCAUUGAAGACAUAUGUCUGACAUGUUCUCAGGAGUUCUAUGAGAACGCAAGCUCCGGUAAUUAUCACUUCGGCGACAUGAAGCUUGCUUACGACUGUCUCGGCAUCCCGACACCCUCGGAACGUAUCGUCAAGGAGAAGGAGUUCAUUGAGGCGACAUCUCGUCUAUGUUCUUUCAACCUGAUGACCCGUUCUGGCACUCCGAUCACGCCUCUCGAGAUACGCCUGACAAAAGACCGCCUAUCCCUUGUGUCCCGCGUGUUAUCCAGCAAUAGCGACGCCUACAAGCACACACAAGUUAUCCUCGAGCUCGUCGAGAAACUCGGCUUCGGUGGAGACGCAAUAGCUGAGGUGAAAACUCUGGCGAUGCUGGUCGAAACAGCCUUGCAGUCGGAAGACUUCACUCGUCAUCGGGAGACCCCCGCGUCGAAGAAGCGAGUGAGGUCUGCUGGGUAG
Molecule: messenger RNA, 2475 nt
Organism: Sparassis crispa
Lineage: Eukaryota; Fungi; Basidiomycota; Agaricomycetes; Polyporales; Sparassidaceae
Exons: 4
Coding region: 1-2475 (824 amino acids)
Biological process (GO): retrograde vesicle-mediated transport, Golgi to endoplasmic reticulum
Cellular component (GO): endoplasmic reticulum membrane; Dsl1/NZR complex
Molecular function (GO): SNARE binding
Source: RefSeq, a predicted model, not a curated record